GGUUUGGCAGCCCUGUCCCAGCCCACGCGGGACUGCCCACGCCCGGCCAUGUGCCUUCUGUUUGUACACAGAUGAGUAACGCCGGGGAGAAGGCAGCAGCAUCCCACCCCGCGCCGCUGGAGGGGGAGGUGGAGGCAGGAGAGGAGAAGCUGAAGCCACCGGUGGGCCACCUGCCCUGAACCUGGAGAGCUUUGCUUUGCCUGUCCCCAUCCCAUCGUGUGGGGUGAGAUGCAGCCAGGAGGGGCGUGAGCCAAAAUCCCCCAUCCCUUGGAGGAGAGCAUCCAGCUGGAGCCCUGCCCCACACCAUGCUGAGCCUCAAGCUACCCCGGCUGCUCAGCAUCCACCAAGUGCCUAAGGGGUACCAGGAGCAGGGGAUCCUUUUUGGGUACCGUCCCCCCAGGAGCUCUGCUGCCGAUUGCCUCCUCAGUGUCUUCCAGAUGACAAAUGAGACCCUAAAUAUCUGGACCCAUUUCCUGCCUGCCUGGUACUUCGUGUGGACCCUGGUGGGGAGGCUGCAGGGGCCGGGGGGCCGAGAGGACCCCCACUCCUGGCCCCUCCUCGCCUACCUGCUGACCUGCUGCAUCUACCCCCUGGCCUCCAGCUGUGCCCACACCUUCAGCACCAUGUCCACCCGGGCCAGGCACAUCUGCUACUUCUGGGACUAUGCAGCCCUCAGCAUGUACAGCUUGGGCUCAGCACUGGCAUACUCAGCUUACAUCUUCCCAGCAGAAUGGGUGGGCAGCACCUUCCACCACCUCUACGUCCCCGUGGCCGUGCUGAACACCGGGCUCAGCACCAGCCUCUCCUGCUACUCCAGGUUCCUGGAGGUGGAGCAGCCCCUGUUCAGCAAGGCUUCCCGCACCCUGGCCUUCGCCUACCCCUACCUCUUCGACAGCAUCCCCCUCUUCUACAGGUUCUACAGGUGUGCAGCAGAGAGCUGCACGGAUGCUGCCAUCCUGCUCCACUACAAACACACCCUCUGUGCCUUCCUCACCUGCUUCAUCUUCGCCAGCCACCUGCCAGAGAGACUGGCACCAGGACACUUCGAUUACAUUGGGCACAGCCACCAGGUUUUCCACGUCUGUGGGAUCCUUGGCACCCACUUCCAGAUGGAAGCCAUCAUGAUGGACAUGGCCCAAGGCCAGCACCAGCUCCUGCUUCCCACCUCCUUCCAGACUCUGGGAUCCAUGGGCACCUCCUUGGCCAUCAGCCUGGUGGUCAUUGGGCUCUGCUCCUCCUCCCUGCCCUUCAUCCCAGAGCCUCCUCAGAGGGAAAAACCCCACUGAGGCUUUGAGGGGAGGUGGAUCCCAAGCAAUCCCUGUGUGGUGGGGAUGAGGAAGGAAGGAAGGGGCUGAUCCCCCCCCUUGCCCUGGCUGAGAAAACGUUUGGUGAGUGCUUUCUGGAGAGCAGAAGAAAAUUGCACUGGGGUUUUUUUUGUACAUAGAGCUUUAAGAGCUGGGAAGAGGUUAUGAAAUGCUUCUAAUCAACUUGCUGCUUCAGCCUGAGAAAUGUUUAAAAAAGAAAAAAAAUAACCUUAACUUGUGGAGAGGGAUUGGCAUUCCUCAAGGAAUUGGCAUUCAUCAGGUCUGCCUUAGGGAGGGGAGUUGGGGGGCAAGGCUGGGCACUUGGUGACACAGUGUCCCUGUCACCAGGUCAGAGCCCUAGCCAGGACUCACUCCUUGGGGAAGCCUCUCCCAAGGUUUUUCACCUUGCCAGUGGCAUUAUUUUGGUGAAGAAUCCCUCAGAUAACUGUGUCACACAGCCUUAUGCUGAACCCAAGUGCCUGCUGGGUGUGUGUGGGACUGAAGGACCAGAGUUGCCUAUUUUUUAAAUUAAUCUGGUUUUUGUUUUGUUUUUUUUUUUAACCAUGACCUGGGGAGAGUUGUUCUAGAAGAACCCUCCAUAAAUAGCUUGGGUUUGGGUCCAGUUCCAGUGCUGAGGAGUCAAUUCCUCUGGGAGAGCUGAGCUCCCCCAGUGUGGCUGUGCAGAGCAUGGGGGGCACUGUCCCCCUUUUCCUGUCCCCCCUUUCCUGUCCCCUCCUCCCAGCCAGGCUCCUCUCUGCCCUCAGCUGUGGCACCAAACAGAAAUGGAGGAAAAACCCCUGUCCCAGGGGUGGCUGUGGCACUGCACCCUCCUGGAGGUGUUCCUGGAGGACACCAGGGGACAUUUUCUGGUCCUUCUCCCAGAGUUUGGGGUUUUUUUCUUUUUUUUCUUGGUGUCUGGGGAGGAUGAGCCCUCAGUGUGGAGCUGGGGGUGUGGGUGAUGACAGGCAGGGCAGCUCAGCUGGGCACCCAGGGUAUCAACCCCUGGAAUUGGAAAGCAAUUCCAGAGCUGAGUCUCUGCUCACCUCAUGCCCAGGCUGUUGCUCCUUCCUCUCCUUUGUUGCCUCCUCUGGAUUUUCCAAGGAGAGGUGGAAAACUCUGGAGAUCCCAGGCUGGUCCAGGGGAAGGGCAGAGCUCCAUCCAGGUUGUCCUGUUGGACACAAAGAGGAGGCAGAAGGUGGAGGAGCAAAAGAUUCCUGCUGGGGAAUCUUCUCAAGCUCCUUGAUAAUCAGAGAGGGGUAUAAUUUGUUUUGUGUCUAAUUACCUCUGUCAGGGUCUAACUGAUGCACUUUGGAGUGGCAGCACAAGGGCUCCUUAAAGAUAAUUCUGGGACAAGAAAGUCUUUUUGAAAUAAAUAAAUAAAAAAAAGCUUUCUGUUGAAAGCUGACCAAGAUUUAUAUUAAUAUUUAUUAACACAAUUGUUUAUUCAACUGC
Messenger RNA from Calypte anna (Anna's hummingbird), 2756 nucleotides. It is a transcript of the gene PAQR5, whose product is annotated as progestin and adipoQ receptor family member 5. Gene Ontology annotation, molecular function: signaling receptor activity. The transcript has 9 exons. Gene Ontology annotation, cellular component: membrane. Lineage: Eukaryota; Metazoa; Chordata; Aves; Apodiformes; Trochilidae. The coding region runs from base 306 to 1286 and encodes 326 amino acids. The record is from RefSeq and is a predicted model, not a curated record.